Trypanosoma conorhini is the source of this 783-nucleotide messenger RNA. Its product is annotated as polypeptide deformylase-like protein. Gene Ontology annotation, biological process: peptidyl-methionine modification; N-terminal protein amino acid modification. The record is from RefSeq and is a predicted model, not a curated record. Gene Ontology annotation, molecular function: peptide deformylase activity. The coding region runs from base 1 to 783 and encodes 260 amino acids. Lineage: Eukaryota; Euglenozoa; Kinetoplastea; Trypanosomatida; Trypanosomatidae. The transcript has a single exon. Gene Ontology annotation, cellular component: mitochondrion.
AUGCUGAGGCGUCUGUCACGGACGGCGCCUGCGUUGGGCCUGCGGCGGUCGGCGGCACGUGAAAAGCGGCUUAAAGACCGCAUCGCCGCGCAGUUGGAAAUCGAGGCGCAAGUGAAGUCCAGAGUGGCCUGUUAUCCGCAUCGCUCCCUCACACGGCCCGCGCUGCGUCUGGACAAAAACCAUAUAAAUACCCCGCUUUUUCACUCGCAGCUUCUCAAUUUGAAGAAAAUGGCGACUGACUUGCGGUGUAUUUCCUUCAGUGCCCCAAAAGGGCACUGGGACGCCACGGUUGUGCUUAUCAAGAGCCAGCCAGAUGACGAGGCGUUUGAGGUGUGGGUGAGCCCCAGCGUUCCUGGCUACGACGACCGAACCUCCAUUGCUCCCAUGUACGGGAUGUGGGAAAACUGUAUUUCGUGUGGGGCGACCACUGCCUGGGUCCUUCGACCGCAGUCUAUCACGUGUAAUGGGUGGGAUGAGUAUGGAAAUGAGAAGGCGGAGGUGCUGGAUGGCAUGCGGGCGAGGUGUCUCAUGCAUGAAUUAGAUCACCUGCAUGGAAAAACGAUUAUGCAACAGGCGUUGGGACCGGAAUUUAUCGUUAGCGGUAUAUCUAUGGGACAGAGAGACUUAUGGCCGCCCAAUUUUCCCUCCGCCGAGGCGUAUAUGACCGCUCCACUCCAGUUCUUUGAUUACGUUAAAAAUACUCCUAUUGUUCCUCCAGGGAUGGAGUGGUGGUUUGCACAAAACAUGCAGCAGCAGUUUGAAGACGCCCGCCUGAACCAAUAG